AUGGCACCUUCACGCACGCAUUCGUAUGGCCCAUCAUUAGAUGGCGGCUCUGGCAGUGGCAGCAAUAGCAUCAGCAGAUCCUCCACCACUACCACUGUCACCUCAGACACGACCGCGAGCACCGCCUGGAGCGAUAUUUUGAGGCAGAACCCUCAGAUAGUCUCAGACCGCUAUGUCAAAAAGGAAAAGUUGAAGAAGCAUCUCGACGCAACCUAUGGGGAGGGGCAGUGUGCUGUCCAUUACAAAUCUGGAAAUUUCUACAUCAUUGCGCCUGAUGUUCUGUCAGAUGUGAGUAUACAUAAGCCCUUGACAGCGCGUCCUGCGCGAUGUUUAUUUGUUGGUUUCCUGCUUGUGUAA
Fonsecaea multimorphosa CBS 102226 is the source of this 357-nucleotide messenger RNA. RefSeq lists its product as uncharacterized. The transcript is spliced from 2 exons. NCBI's taxonomy places the organism in Eukaryota, Fungi, Ascomycota, Eurotiomycetes, Chaetothyriales, Herpotrichiellaceae. Bases 1 to 357 code for a protein of 118 amino acids. The record is from RefSeq and is a predicted model, not a curated record.